AUGAAUACAGCUGGUCACAACUGUAAUGGAAAGAUUUUGUAUUUUGUGAAUAGUGAGGUUGAUGUUGAAGUUUUGAUGGAUACUGAGCAAAAAAUUACCAUUAAACUGUGCCCGCAGAAUAGUGGUAAAUCUUUCAUCAAUACCUUGGUUUAUGCAAAGUGUGAUGAUAUAUACAAUUUGGCAAAUCACAUUAAUUUGCCAUGUCUAAUUGGUGGAGACUUUAAUGUUAUUAUGAAUGAGCAAGAGAAAAUAGGUGGAUUUCUUGUCUAUCCAACUAAAUAUGAGGAUUUUGCUUUUUGUAAUCUUGGUCAAUCAACAAUUCCAAGAUUGGCUAAGAAACAUGAGUAUGGAGCAUUUUAUCUAGAACUGGAUAUGAUCAUGCACCACUACUUUUAUCAGCAAGGGGAUUCUUUCAUUACUUUCAAGUUGAAGAUCAAGAAUUUGAAAACUACUUUAUCAGCUUGGAGUAGAGAAACAUUUGGAGAUGUAUUCAAGCAACUUGUAAUAAGAGAAGAUAUAGUCAAGAUUAAAGAACAACUGUUUGAAGAGGAUCCAUCUGAGGAAAAUAGAAUAGUGUUGCAAAGAGCAAAAGCAGAAUUCAAAAAAUAUUUGCAUUUUGAAGAGGAAUUUUGGAAGCAAAAAUUUGGCAUUCAAUGGCAGUCAGAAAAGGAAACUGAACUGGUUGCUGCUGAGGCAAUUGCCUUUUAUGAAAAUCAAUUCACUCAGGAACAAACCUCUACAGAUUUGAGCUUAUUGGAUCAUGUAUCAAGGAGGAUUUCAGAUGAACAAAAUGCUACCCUUUGUGCCAUGCCAUCUUUGGAGGAGGUUAAAAAUGCAGUUUUUGCACUAUCAGGAGAUAGUGCUUGUGGUCCAGAUGGAUUUUCUGGUAUUUUCUAUCAAAAGUGUUGGGAUAUAGUGGGAGCUGAUGUCUAUAAUGUGGUUAAGGCUUUUUAUGAGGGACAAACACUUCCAAAGUCUGUCACUCAUACAAACUUAGUCUUACUACCUAAGAAAUCCAUUAUCAGCACUUUUGCAGAUCUGAGACCAAUCAGUCACAGUAACUUCAUUAAUAAGGUCAUUUCUAGAUUGCUGCAUGAUAAGCUUGAAUGUAUAUUGCCUUCUUUGAUAUCAAACAAUCAGUCUGGCUUUGUUAAAGGAAGGAACAUAAUUGAGAAUGUCUUGUUAACUCAAGAGCUGGUGACUGGAAUUAGAAAAAGAGGCAAACCAGCUAAUGUGAUCAUCAAACUUGAUAUAGCAAAGGCAUAUGAUAGAGUUUCUUGGAGCUACCUAAUCCAGGUGUUGAGAAAAAUAGGAUUUGCGAAAGGUUAUGUGGAUAUGAUUUGGAGAAUAAUAGCCAAUAAUUGGUACUCAGUACUAAUUAAUGGUCAAUCACAUGGUUUUUUCUGUUCUACAAGGGAAGUCAAACAAGGAGAUCCAUUAUCACCAGCUUUAUUUAUUUUGGCUGCAGAGGUUCUAUCAGCUGCUCUUAAUUCUUUGUUUGAUAAUGACAUGUUCAAUGGACAUGGAAUGCCUAAAUGGAGUUCUAAGUUGAAUCACUUGUCAUAUGCUGAUGACAUAAUAAUUUUUGUCUCUGCUGAAAAACAAUCACUACAGAUGGUAAUGGACGUUCUUCAGGAGUAUGAAAAGAUAUCAGGCCAGAAAGUAAAUGCUGAUAAGAGUGCAUUUUAUAUGCAUAAGAAAGCAGCAAAUCAGAUUGUUCAAGAGGUUCAGCAAGUGACAGGUUUUGAAAGAAGAGAAUUCCCAUUCAUCUAUUUAGGUUUUCCUAUGUUUCAUGCAAGAAGGCAGAAGUUAUUUUAUAAGGAGAUGAUGACAAAAGUAAGGGAUAAGCUUCAAGCAUGGAAAGGAAAGAUGUUAUCUUUUGGAGGUAAAGCUGAAGAAGGGAAAAGCAAGCACCGGUCUAAAUGGGAAAAUCUGUGUUUUCCAAGGCAAGAAGGAGGCGUAGGAUUCAGAUCAUUAUUUGAUGUCUCAAAAGCUCUAUUUGCUAAAUUAUGGUGGAGGUUCAGAACAAGAUGGUUUGCAUCAGUAUGGUUUGAUAAUUGGACAAAUCUUGGAGCACUGCAUGAGAUAAUUCCAUCACAUGAUCAAACAAACCAAUAUGUUGAAGAAGUGGAGGAGUUGAUGGAAGGUGAUCCAUGGAGUUUUACAAAGAUGCAUGGGUUUCUACCAGAAAACAUUGUGAAUCAUGUCAGACAAGAACUGGGAGCCUUUGUAAGAACAGAAGAAAGGGAUCAACCAUGGUGGAAGAUUACAAGCUCUGGUCCCUACAAGUGCAAUGCAGAUGGGGCAUUAAGAGGGAACCCAGGACGAAGCUCAGUAGCAUUUUGUGUGAAAAACUAUAAAGGAGAUAUCAUAUAUGCAGUAGCAAAGAGAUUACAAAAUACUACUAACUUAAUAGCAGAAGCUCUAGCUAUCAAAGAAGGGAUUGAAUACUUUGUUGCUCAUCAGUUAUUGCUUUUAAUAGCUGAAACUGAUUCCCUAACAAUGAAAAUGGUGCUAGAUGGUAUAUGGGAGGUACCAUGGAGUAUAGCUGGUGGUUAG
Messenger RNA from Lycium ferocissimum, 2559 nucleotides. RefSeq lists its product as uncharacterized. Gene Ontology annotation, molecular function: nucleic acid binding; RNA-DNA hybrid ribonuclease activity. NCBI's taxonomy places the organism in Eukaryota, Viridiplantae, Streptophyta, Magnoliopsida, Solanales, Solanaceae. The transcript has 7 exons. The record is from RefSeq and is a predicted model, not a curated record. The coding region runs from base 1 to 2559 and encodes 852 amino acids.